This is a messenger RNA of Thecamonas trahens ATCC 50062, 2094 nucleotides long. RefSeq lists its product as uncharacterized. The record is from RefSeq and is a predicted model, not a curated record. The coding region runs from base 1 to 2094 and encodes 697 amino acids. The transcript has 2 exons. Gene Ontology annotation, biological process: protein transport to vacuole involved in ubiquitin-dependent protein catabolic process via the multivesicular body sorting pathway. Gene Ontology annotation, molecular function: protein binding. Gene Ontology annotation, cellular component: ESCRT-0 complex. NCBI's taxonomy places the organism in Eukaryota, Apusomonadida, Apusomonadidae.
AUGGACGACGAGGUAUACGCGUCGGCAACGGGCGUGGCCCUGCUUACAAACAAGCUGUCCAAGGCUGCACUGGCGCGGCCACCGGUGUCAGCCGAGCUCAAGGCUGCGGCGAUCCAGCUGCGGCCGGACAUGGCGGGCGUGGUGGCGCUCCUGCAGCAGCAGAUUGCCAACCGCUCGAAUCCGCCUGCAGGCGUGGGCGCCGACUCUAUUCCGACCGAUGAGCUGGCUGGGCUGCGCAACGCAGUGUCGGUCAUGGUCUCGCAGGGCGAGGCCGUCAUUGUGGCGUCGAUCAAGACAGCCAAGGGCGAGCCGUCGGCAUCGACGGCGCUAGCUGCGCGACUCAACACGUUUACUGGCACACUCAAGGGUGUGCUAGAUGCACAAGCACAGUUUGAUCGCAUCAAGGGAAAGGGCAAGGCCGUGCUAGCGGCGACGAUCAAGGUUCGCGACGGGACCGGUCAGUUUGUGAAGAACGCGGUCGAGUUGACCAACGCAUCGCUCGAGCUGACGCGGCUGGUCGAGAAGCGGGUGUGCGCCUUUGUGACCUCGCCAUCGGCCCAGAGCCGUGCGCUCGACCUGGCCAAAAAGGUGCGGCUUGCGGCCAAGGCGCUGAUUGUGGCGGGCAAGACCCUGAUGCGCGACCCGAGUGCCGACACUCAGCCGCGAACCCAAGCUGCGUCCGAGUUGGGCGCUUCGAUUUCCGAGCUGCUCAAGCUGCUUAAGGACCCGCCUGUGGGCACUGGCGCGAGUGCGGCCGACUCGAGCGCAGGAGGCAGUGGAGCGGUUGCGGGCGGAGCAGUCGUUGGCGGAGCAGUCAUGGGCGGCGUCGCCGUUGGCGCAGCCGCAGCUGCUGUCGCUGCCAGCGGCGGCGAGGCCAGUCCUGCGCCGAGCCCUGUACCGAGCCCUGUGGCCGAGCCGAGUCCUGAGACCGAGCCGAGCCGCGAGGACGAGGCGAGUUCUCCAGUUGACCCGCGGUCGCGGCCGCAGCCUGUGCCCGAGCCCGAGCCCGAGCCCGAGCCUCAGACUGAACCUCAGCCUCAGGCUCUGCCGACACCAGAGCUUGAGCCCCAGCCUCAGGCUCAGCCGCAGCCCGAACCGGUGGUGGCGACGCCCGCGCCUGGAGACAUGGUGGCCAAGUUUGCGUUUUUUGCCGAGUCGAGCGACGAGCUGACGUUCCCUGCUGGCGCACGAAUCACGGAUGUGGUUGCGACGGCCAAUCCGGCGUGGAUGCGUGGGAUGUAUGAUGGCAAGACCGGAAUCUUUCCGUCGAACUGGGUCGAGGCUGUAGAGGCUGGGGCCGGGAGCCAGGCCGGCGGCGGCGCGGUUACCGGCGCCGCCAACGGCGGUGCCGGGGCGUCGGCAGCGGCAUCGUCGUCGGGAAGCGCUUCCGCUGCUGGGAGUGAGCCUGCGCCGAAGCGUAAGGUCAAGGCCAAGUUCAUGUUUGUGGCCGAGGCUGCGGACGAGCUCACGUUUGACCAGGGCGACAUCAUCGACGACGUUGUAGAGAUCGACUCGGAGUGGAUGGAGGGGACGUUCAAGGGUAAGCGCGGCAUCUUCCCGCAAGCGUUUGUGGAGGAUGUACCGGUGGAGGCGCCGGCGCCGGCCAAGCCGGCGGUGCCCGAGUCAAACGUGCGGGCGCGGGCGCUGUUCAACUUUACAGCCCAGGCCGCAGACGAGCUUGCGUUCUACAAGGGCGACGUGAUCGAAAACGUGCUUACUACCGACGACGAGCAGUGGUGGUUCGGCAAGUGCGGGCGGAACGACGGCAUCUUCCCCGCCGGCUUUGUCGAACUCCUACCGGAAGAGUCUGAAGACGCGGCGAGCUCGUCGAUCGGCAAGGCCAAGCACAAGAUCGGCGCCAAGGGCUCGGGCAACGCGCGCGGUGUGGCACUCUACGACUUUGAGGCCGAGUCGCCGGACGAGGUCUCGUUCAAGGCCGGCGCUGUGAUCACCAACAUUGCGUUUACGCGGUCGGAGGAGUGGUGGCGCGGGAUCGUCAACGGUCGUGAGGGCCUCUUCCCGUCCGACUUUGUCGAGCUCACCGAGGACGAUGCGGCGGACAUGCCGGCGUACGUCAAGAGGCUUGUGGGGUGA